This is a messenger RNA of Microthlaspi erraticum, 3174 nucleotides long. Lineage: Eukaryota; Viridiplantae; Streptophyta; Magnoliopsida; Brassicales; Brassicaceae. The record is from the annotation of a GenBank genome assembly.
AUGGCUUCUUCUUCGUCUUCCUCUUCGCGCUACGGUGUCUUCUUGAGCUUCCGAGGAACUGACACUCGAAGAACCUUUGUGAGCCAUCUGCACAAAGCCUUGGUUGACAGAGGAAUCGUCACUUUCAAGGACGACGAUACGAUUAAGACAGGCGAGCCUUUUCCCAAUGCGAUCCUCGAAGCAAUCCAAGAUUCAAGUUUCGCAAUCAUUGUCAUCUCGGAGAAUUUCACUUCUUCGAAAUGGUGCUUGAUCGAGCUCCGAUCUAUAAUGGAGCUCUGGAGCGUAAACAAAGUCAUCGUCUUUCCCAUCUUCUACGGAGUUGAGCCCUCUGACGUGAGAAGAGAGGACGGACGUUUCUGGAAACCGCUUAAAAGGCACCGGCGCUCUCCAUUUGCUGAGGAGGUUCCUAAAUGGAAAGAAGCUCUCACUAAAGUCUCUUAUCUCCAAGGCAAAGAUCCCAGACUAUUCAAGGACGAUGCAGCAAUGAUUGGAGUGAUUGUUAGUGAAAUUUCGAGUCUUUUGCCAUCUAUGUUGGCUAUAGACUUUGGUGAUGUUGUUGGAAUGGUACCUCACAUGGAGAGGCUAGAUUCUAUGAUGAAUAUUAGAUCAGAGGAGAGAGAGGUUCGUAUGAUUGGUAUUUGGGGAAUGGGAGGCAUAGGGAAGACCACCAUUGCCAAGUAUCUCUCAAACCAAUACUCUCGCCAGUUCUCUGCUUGUUGUUUCAUAGAAGAUGCUUGCAAGUUGACUACAGCUUAUGGUCUCGUGGGUUUACAGGAAAAGCUGGUCUCUUCCAUCCUCCCUGAAGACCAUGUGAAGAUCUCCACCGUUGAACAAGGAUGCCACCAUAUCAAGUCCACACUUGGACACCGGAGAGUGUUUUUCGUUCUUGAUGGUGUUGACAGCGUGAAACAGAUACAAGCCGUAGCAAAAGAGACGGCCAUGUUUGGUAGAGGAAGCCGGAUCGUCAUCACUACAAGAGACAAAAGCUUGCUAAGAACCUGUGGUUUUAGCGAAGGAGACUUAUAUGAGGUUCAUUGCUUGGAAAGUGGCAACUCUCUCCUCAUGUUUAAAAGCUUUGCUUUUGAAGGAGGAAGUCCACCUUGUGAUUCUUAUGAACAGCUCUCGAUUCGAGCUUCUGAGCUUGCUCAUGGUCUUCCUUUUGCACUUGAAGCUUUCGGGUUAUGUUUCCGUGGAAAGAUCACGACAGAUGAUUGGGAGGAUGAGCUACGGAGAUUGGAAACAACUCCUCAUGAGAACACCAUGGCGAUCUUGAAGAUUAGCUACAACGACUUACAUCCAGUAGACAAGAACGUUUUUCUUCAUGUUGCAUGUCUCUUUAAUGGAGACUCGAUCCUGCGCGUCAAGGCCCUUGUAGAUAACUUCGAAUUCGGGAUAGAACUUUUAUCAGAGAAAUCUCUCGUUAACAUAUCAACUGACGGAUAUCUCAAGAUGCAUGCUAUGGUUGAGCAAACGGGAAGGCAGAUUGUGCGUCAAGAAAGGCCUCAAGACCAAUUAAUCUUGUGGGAUCCUCGAGAAGUUUUUAAUGUACUUACACAUAAGUCGGGGACUGAAAAAAUCCAAUGCUUGGUAAUGCACAUAUGCGAGAUGAGUAGAGAGCUGGCUAUAAGCUGCGACAAUAUCAGGCCGAUGUAUAAUCUAAAAAUGAUCAAGUUCUACAAGCACUUUGAUGAUAUAGAGUCAAAACUGCAGUUUGUUUCAGAAGAUCAUUUACUUCUCCCAAACCUUGAGCUUAAGUUGCUUCACUGGGAUGCAUUUCCAUUGACAUCCCUGCCUUCUGAUUUGCAUCUCGAGUGUCUUGUUGAAGUCCAUCUCCGUUACAGCAACCUCGAGAGCCUUUGGGAUGGGACACCGGAUCUUAGGAACUUGAGGAAACUAGAUGUGACAGGCUCUAAGAAUCUGAGAGAACUUCCAAACAUUUCAAACGCCUCGGAGCUGGAGGACUUGAUCAUGGACGGUUGCACGAGGCUGCAACGGUUUCCAAGGUACAUUGGUAGCUUAUACAGUCUAAGGAAACUCAAUGCAACCCAUUGUGAUGCUCUUUGGAGUCUCGAGAUCAAUAUAAGGGUAGCCACAAGCUUUCAAGAACACUGCCCACAGAUUAUACUGGAGCUUCCCAAAGAAUCAGAGCCACUGCAGUCUCUUGCAAAUCUAUCCAUAGAUGGGAAGAUAAAGUUUUGCCCUGGGAAGCUAGAAGGAGAAGCAGACCACUUCUCUUUCAAUUUGGAGAGACAUAUCCCUUUAAAGUUGAUGAUGAGACCGCAGCGACGACCUCGCCUGCCGUCAAGUUGCCGUGAUUUUAAAUGCCUUGAGAUCAAGCGGAACAACUACAAUGAGGACGUCUCUCCUUUCAGAUGCCAUAGCUUUUCAGACUUCCCAAAUUUAACAGAGCUAAACCUAAUCAGUUUGAAGAUGAAUGAUAUCCCAUCGAGUAUCGGUGAACUGCAGGCUCUAGAGAAGCUAAAUCUCAGUGGCAAUGACUUCGAGGAUUUACCUAGAACCAUGGAACAACUUUCUAGUUUGAAGUAUUUGGACCUCCAUAGUUGCUGCAAUCUCAAAGCAUUGCCACCGCUGACUCAAGUGGAGACGCUUAUACUCUCUGACUGUAUCAACCUCAGAUCACUGAUGGAACGUCAUGAAGAUCAAGGGAGAUACCGUUUGCUUGAGCUUGACCUUGAUAACUGCAACAAAGUUGAGUCUCUCUCGGACCAGCUCAACCACUUCACCGAUUUGAUAGAGUUAGACCUUAGCAGACACGACUUUGAAACAGUGCCUGCAAGCAUCAAAGAGCUUUCCUCGUUGAGAACUCUCAACCUGAACGAUUGCAAGAGACUCAGAUCAUUGGAAGAGCUUCCGUUGAUCAUCGAGUGUCUCUUUGCACAUGGCUGCUGCGUACUGGAGAGUGUCCCUCUUUCCCUUGACCAAUAUAUCGAUUUGACGCUAGAAAGUGGAAGCUUACAAGAAUCUGAGUCGCCAACUUCUUCUGUAAAUAAUGAUGAUGCAAUCGAAAGGUGGCAGUUACCAAUCAGGAUCAAGCCUUCUCUCGUGCUUCUUGGCAGUGUUACUUGCUUCAUGCUUUUCUUUGUUGCGGGAAUGGUGAAACACAAUCGGAGACGAAGCCAACCAACAUUUCGACCUCCUCAUCUAGGUACAUAA